This is a messenger RNA of Protobothrops mucrosquamatus (brown spotted pit viper), 834 nucleotides long. RefSeq lists its product as uncharacterized. The transcript has a single exon. NCBI's taxonomy places the organism in Eukaryota, Metazoa, Chordata, Lepidosauria, Squamata, Viperidae. Bases 1 to 834 code for a protein of 277 amino acids. The record is from RefSeq and is a predicted model, not a curated record.
AUGAAUGGAACAGCCAAUGUGAAUGCAGCUGGACGCAGCCAUUAUGCCUCCUCUAUACCUAUUCCCAGAGCUGCAUCUCACAGCAAGAUACAUACUUUGGCAGCAUCUCCUAAACUGCCCCCUAAACAGAACGGUGUGGGAGCAUUUUCCUCACCAAGAAUACCAUCUCCCAGGACAGGGAAGGCACAGGCAAGCUCAACCUGUGGAGCUCCUAAAGGAUCGAAACAGAAGCUCGCGGUUAAGGCUGCAGCUGCUGCAAACCCUAGACCAGAGAAAACAGACAUACCUGGGAGCCAUGGUGAGACAGAGGAGAUGGAUUCUAGCCUUGGUUCAGGUUUGGUGUCUGGCUACAGUAACACCUGGGGCUUAUCAAAGGCCAAUUCCAGAACCACCAAGAUUGUGAAGAAAGCUGUUAUUCAGACAACCGAGAAAGUAAAGAACACUUCUAAACAAGGUGAAAGUAAUAGCAGUCUUGUUGCUGUGAAGGUCCUUGGAAAACCCAGCACAAUUGCUGAACCUGCAAAGACCACUCAUCUUCCAGGGAAGAGCCCUUCAUAUCUCAAUCUGUAUAAUGAGACAUUAAUGUCCAAGACUUCAGAUGGAUCUGCCACAAAGAGGCCUCAGAGCUGUCCAGCAAAAGGUCCAUCAGUCUCAGAAUCCAACUGGAAGGAAAAUGGAACAUCUAAGCAAGAAGAUAAUCCUCAAACAAUCUCACUGGAUACAAGCAGCCUUAAUAAGGGACCUGUGUUACAUACAGCACCCAUCAGUUUUUCUUCUGUGCCACAGCACAACCAUCCCAUUAUGGCCACCGUUGCCCCUUUUCAUUAUCGGUAA